Messenger RNA from Diprion similis, 1476 nucleotides. RefSeq names its product putative inorganic phosphate cotransporter. Lineage: Eukaryota; Metazoa; Arthropoda; Insecta; Hymenoptera; Diprionidae. Gene Ontology annotation, molecular function: transmembrane transporter activity. The coding region runs from base 1 to 1476 and encodes 491 amino acids. The transcript has 3 exons. The record is from RefSeq and is a predicted model, not a curated record. Gene Ontology annotation, biological process: transmembrane transport; monoatomic anion transport.
AUGUUAUCCUCGUGGAAGGUUUGCUGUGCAAGAGUGCCGCAACGAUGGAUAGUACCGGUGAUGUUGUGUUUGGCAAUGACGGCCUUGUACACGAUGCGAAUUUCCUUGUCAAUCGCGAUCACGCAGAUGGUUGCCGCGGUGGAAUCAUCAUCGAAUGGUACCAGUUCAGACGAGACUUGCCCACCUCUGGAGUCAACAUCAUCGAGCACAAGCGCUAGUGGCACUUAUCAGUGGGACGAAUACACGCAGGGAAUCAUUCUGUCAAGUUUCUACUGGGGUUACCUGAUCAAUCAGAUCCCAGGAGGGAUAUUGGCGGACAAGUAUGGAGGAAAGACGGUCGCAGGACUGAGCGUUCUAACAUCAGCAAUACUGACCCUCUUAAUACCAGUGAUUGUCGAAGCCUUUGGCGCUACGGGGCUGAUAGUUAUUCGAUUCCUCGUGGGAUUGGGUUCAGCAUCUAUAGUCCCUGCGGUGGGUGUCCUGAUAUCUCGGUGGGCUCCGCCUCACGAGAGGUCAAAGAUGGACGCCUUGGCUUUGUCCGGAAUCCAAGUCGGAACUGUGAUCGGAAAUGCAUUAUCCGGGGUUUUGAUUAGUUACUCGUCAAUUGGAUGGCCGAUAGUAUUCUACGUUUAUGGAGGCCUCGGUAUGCUUUGGUACCCGAUCUGGAUGAUGCUUUGCUACAACAAUCCCGACGUCCAUCCAUUCAUAACCGAAACCGAGAAGGAAUACUUGCAGAUAUCUAUGAAAGAGCACAUGCGUCGAAAGCCUGGACCGAUUCCUUGGAAGUUCAUCCUGACAUCGGUUCCAGUGUGGGCUAUGUUGGCCGGGCGAGUGGGUUACUCCUGGGGAUUUCAUGUAAUGGUCACUGACUUGCCGAAGUACAUGAACAGCGUCCUCAAGUUUUCCAUCAAAGCUAACGGCUUCCUGACGGCUCUACCCUACCUCGUACUAUGGUUUGUAAACAUUGGUUCAUCCUGGGUAGCCGACUGGCUAAUAAAGAGCGGGAAAGUCUCACGUACAAACGUACGGAAAAUUUUCAUGACCAUCGCCUCGAUGAGCACAGCAGUCUUCAUAGUUGCGGCAUCCUACGCCGGUUGCAAUCGCGCACUUGUCAUUGUCUUUUUCACGAUCGGAGUCGGCUCCAUGGGACUCUUUUACCCCAGUGCGAUGGUAAAUUCACUUGACCUCGCCCCAAACUACUCUGGUACCGUGACUGCCGUGGGGGGCGUCAUGUUAUCUCUUGUCGCGAUUUUAGCACCUUACGUGGUCGGCGUAAUCACGCCUAACCAAACCUUGUCCGAGUGGAGAAUUGUAUUCUGGAUCACGUUCGUUGUCUACUUCGUUACUCUUCUGGUCGUCGACGUGUGGGCAGAUGGCGAGGUUCAACACUGGAACAAUCUGAAUCCCCAGAGCCGUCACCAGGAUGAGGUCAAAAACGAAACUCGAACCACCGACAAGGUGCCUUCGUCUACAUGA